AUGGAUAUAGUAAUGAUAGUCUAUUUGUUCUCUUUCUUGUUGGUUAUUAGUUUUGUGGCUUUUGCUUCUAAGCCUUCUCCUGUAUAUGGUGGUUUGAGUUUAGUAGUUAGUGGUGGCUUGGGGUGUGCUAUUGUUGUGAGUUUGGGAAGUACUUUUUUGGGUUUAAUUAUGUUUUUAGUUAUCUUUGGGGGUAUGUUAGUAGUUUUUGGUUAUACUGCUGCUAUAUCUACGGAGGAGUAUCCUGAGAGUUGGGUAAGUAAUACAGUGGCUUUAGGUAUAUUAUUGUUUGUUUUAUUGCUUAAGUUAAUUUGGUAUUUUGUGUUGGAUAAAGUUGAGGUUGCUACUGUUAUUGGAUUAUUUGAUGUUGUUGGUAAUUCUUAUGUAAGUCAGGAUUGUGGUGGUGUUUCUUUGUUGUAUGGGUGUGGGGGGUGAAUUUUAAUGUUUUUGGGUUGAAUUUUGUUUAUAACUAUUUGUGUAGUGUUAGAGAUUGUUCGUGGUUGUGAUUAG
This is a messenger RNA of Phascolarctos cinereus (koala), 507 nucleotides long. The record is from the annotation of a RefSeq genome assembly. NCBI's taxonomy places the organism in Eukaryota, Metazoa, Chordata, Mammalia, Diprotodontia, Phascolarctidae.